CCUCGCUGUGUCUGUGCCACAUUCCUCCCGGCCUGGGGAACUCGGCAGACCUGUUCCAUGGAUUAUGUCCCUCCGCGUUUCCUUCGCGCUGUUUCCUGCUCUGUUUUGUUCAUUUCCGUCGUUUCUCCUGCAUACUGAAGCAAUUUCUGUUGGAUUGAGAACUGUUCGUUUCCGUUUGAGCUCAUCAGCCUUGCUGGGCACACUUACACAGAUGCAGCUCUACGGCUGAGAGUAGCUGGAGUUUCUUCUUCGUGGAGUUCCGAAGCUGAUGGGUCAGAUUCUGUGAAGAGGUCUGGAGAUGUCUGGGAUGUGGGGACAGCAUUGCAGCUGGGCAGUGCCUGCACAAGACUGUCAAUGAGGCUUGGCACAUCUCCUGUUUCAGGUGCUCUGAAUGCCAGGAUCCCCUCACUAACUGGUACUAUGAGAAAGAUGGGAAGCUGUACUGUCACAAAGACUACUGGGGGAAGUUUGGGGAAUCUUGCCAUGGCUGCUCUCUGCUGAUGACUGGGCCUGUGAUGGUGGCUGGCGAAUACAAGUAUCACCCUGAGUGCUUUGCCUGUAUGAGCUGCAAAGUGAUCAUUGAGGAUGGGGACACUUAUGCACUGGUGCAACAUUCCACUCUCUACUGUGGAAAAUGCCAUAACCAGAUUGUGCUGACACCGAUGAUAGAAAAACACUCGACUGAGUCUCUGCGUGAGCAGCUGCCUUACACACUGACCCUCAUCUCCAUGCCAGCAGCCACGGAUGGCAAGAGGGGAUUCUCUGUGUCUGUUGAAGGUGGCUGCUCCAGCUAUGCCACUGGUGUCCAGGUGAAAGAGGUUAACAGGAUGCACAUCAGCCCAGAUGUCCGAAACGCCAUCCACCCUGCCGAUCGGAUCCUGGAGAUCAACGGAGCUCCCAUCCGUACCUUACAGGUGGAGGAGGUGGAGGAGUUGAUUCGCAAGACAAGCCAGACGCUUCAGCUGCUGAUAGAGCACGACCCGGUGUCGCAGCGCCUGGACAGGCUCCGCCUGGACUCGCGCCUUCCCGGCCACAUGAAGGCGCCCAUCUCCCCUCGCUCCCUCUCGCCUCUGGACAUCAAGGAGAACCUGGAGGGAACGCUGCGACGGCGCUCCCUCAGGAGAAGUAACAGCAUUUCUAAGUCCCCUGGCCCCAGCUCUCCAAAGGAACCUCUCCUCCUGAGCCGUGACAUCAGUCGUUCUGAGUCCCUGCGCUCCUCUUCCAGCUGCUCCCAGCAAAUCUUCCGGCCCUGUGACCUGAUCCACGGUGAAGUUCUAGGAAAAGGAUUUUUUGGACAAGCAAUCAAGGUGACUCACAAAGCAACAGGAAAGGUGAUGGUGAUGAAGGAGCUGAUUCGCUGUGAUGAGGAAACACAGAAGACUUUCUUGACAGAGGUGAAGGUGAUGCGCAGCCUGGACCACCCCAACGUGCUGAAGUUCAUUGGUGUGCUGUACAAGGACAAGAAGCUCAAUCUCCUCACCGAGUACAUCGAGGGGGGCACGCUGAAGGAUUUCCUGCGCAAUGCAGACCCAUUCCCCUGGCAGCAGAAGGUCAGCUUUGCCAAAGGGAUUGCCUCUGGAAUGGCUUACUUGCACUCCAUGUGCAUCAUUCACAGAGACCUGAAUUCACACAAUUGCCUGAUCAAGCUGGAUAAGACAGUGGUGGUGGCUGACUUCGGUCUGUCCCGGCUGAUUGUGGAGGAGAGGAAGAAGCCGACCCUGGAGAAGCCGUCGGCCAAGAAGCGGACGCUGCGCAAGAGCGACAGGAAGAAGCGCUACACCGUGGUGGGGAACCCCUACUGGAUGGCCCCAGAGAUGCUCAAUGGACAGAGCUACGAUGAGAUGGUGGACAUUUUUUCAUUUGGGAUUGUUCUCUGCGAGAUCAUAGGCCAGGUUUAUGCUGACCCAGACUGUCUCCCACGCACACUGGAUUUUGGCCUUAAUGUCAAGCUGUUCUGGGAGAAGUUUGUUCCUGCUGAUUGUCCUCCAGCCUUUUUCCCUCUGGCUGCUAUUUGCUGCAGACUGGAACCAGAGAGCAGGCCCCCUUUUUCCAAGCUGGAAGAUUCCUUUGAAGCUCUCUCUCUGUACCUGGGAGAACUUGCCAUCCCCCUUCCAUCUGAGCUGGAGGAGCUGGACCACAAUGUGAGUGUGCAGUAUGGACUGACCCGUGACAAGCUACCUGAAAACACAACCUAGGCUGCUCCUGCUGCCUGCACCACUUCACUGGAGCUGGGCUGAGCAGCAGGGAGGGAGAUGCACUUCAGCCACUUCCAGGGCAUUAACCACGCUGUGCAUCUGCUGCACUGCCUCUCUCUCCCCACCCAGCUUCCCUCCUCCUGGAUAUCCUGAUUCACUGUGGAUUCCUGGCACGUUUCAGAAGCAAAAAGGAUUGUUUCCUGCCAGCUGCACCUAGGAAAGCCGCUGAACACUAUUUUUCUGGCUUGAGAGAUAUUUCUCUGGCCUUUUCAGGCUUCUUUACUGUGGUGCCUUAGAACUUGGCUGCAAGCUGUGAAGCCACCCUGGCCUGUGUGCCAGGGAGGGAAUUGCUAUAGGAGACUCUCCUGGGUAAGGACCAACUUCUGGAACAGCUUCUCCCACUGACUGCCCUGCCCAGAAAGCUGGGGAAAUUGGACAUCCAGCAACAUGUCUCACCAGGACAGCACAUGU
Molecule: messenger RNA, 2666 nt
Organism: Melospiza melodia melodia
Lineage: Eukaryota; Metazoa; Chordata; Aves; Passeriformes; Passerellidae
Gene: LIMK2
Product: LIM domain kinase 2
Exons: 16
Coding region: 501-2195 (564 amino acids)
Biological process (GO): actin cytoskeleton organization; protein phosphorylation
Cellular component (GO): nucleus; cytoplasm
Molecular function (GO): protein binding; ATP binding; protein serine/threonine kinase activity
Source: RefSeq, a predicted model, not a curated record